Molecule: messenger RNA, 432 nt
Organism: Rhipicephalus microplus (southern cattle tick)
Lineage: Eukaryota; Metazoa; Arthropoda; Arachnida; Ixodida; Ixodidae
Source: RefSeq, a predicted model, not a curated record
AUGGCCGAGUUCCUGCUCAACGUAUUUGCACGGGAAGGCUAUCCUGAAGCGAUAGUCAGUGAUAAUGGGCCCCAAUUCACGUCAAAGGAAUUUGACAACUUCCUACAAGAACAAGAGAUCCGCCUGUCGCACUCAUCUGUUUAUUACCCGCAGGCAAACGGACAGAUCGAGCGAUUCAACCACACGUUCAAGACUUACCUACAACUGGCCCGUCUAGAACAACGUCCACUGCGAACUGCUGUACGGGAUUACCUCGCCGCAUACAGGUGUACACCACACGCCACAACAGGAGUGGCCCCUGCGGUACUUUUACAUGGAAGGCUGCCAAGAAUGAAGCUUGACAUCUUCGGCUUAUUGCCCAAGUCCUUCGCAAAGGCACCCUACCAGGAGCUGGCCAGGCUGCGGCAACGUGUCAAGCGCAGGCAAGAGUAA